Messenger RNA from Penicillium brevicompactum, 201 nucleotides. RefSeq lists its product as uncharacterized. The transcript has a single exon. The record is from RefSeq and is a predicted model, not a curated record. NCBI's taxonomy places the organism in Eukaryota, Fungi, Ascomycota, Eurotiomycetes, Eurotiales, Aspergillaceae. The coding region runs from base 1 to 201 and encodes 66 amino acids.
AUGUGUUUUGGCUUCUUUGACGGUAUCAAGCCGCUUCCACCUCUUCGAGACAAAUACAAAUCCGAAGAGAAGUACCAGAAAGCGUAUGCCAAGUACGAAAAGAAGUUAGAGGAGUACUUGGACGAAGACAACAGCCGAAGAAGAAUAGCCAACUCUAAAGCAGCGUCUACUGCAGGAGUCUCUUACGCUAUUGGUGGUUAG